AUGUUCAGAUCCACCUCAGGCGGCGCAGUCAAGGAUCUCGUUCACAAGUGCCUCUUCGGCUCUCCCGCCCGGGACGAACUGAGCUGGCUGCCUCCCACUUUGGCCGAGGAGAGGGCGGGGCGGCUGGCCAAGGAGGCCGCCGCGCUGGAGGCCGCGCAGGCGGCGGCGAGGCGGCCCCCGCCGGGCCGGAGUGUGGCAGCGGCGAUGACGCUUCAGGCAUCGCAGACCCGCUCCGAGAGAGCGGCCCACGGCAACGAUUGGGUCAGGGAGCUGAUGAUCGAGGCGCGGCAGCAGCGCACGCCGCCAGCCCGCGGGGCAGCCCCGACCCUGCUGGCGCCAGAGCCCACUUGGGACCGGCAGCGUACACUCAAGCGCUCUUCGCCAGUGAAGGCACCAGCGACUGUGCAGCGGGCCCCAGAGGAGGUCGCCCCAGCGUCGCCUGCGCCGGCCCCGCUGCCGACAGAGGCCGCCGGGGCGACCGCCGCGCUCGCCAGCCAGGAUGAGCCGCAGGCCCCCGAGCCGCCCGCCGCCGCCCCAGCGCCGCCGCGCGCCGCCGAUGAUGCGCCGCAGCCUGCCGGCUCGCGGCUCGGCGGCUCGGCGAAGGCGCCGCCCCGCGACGAGCUCGCGCGGCGGGGCGCGGGCGCGGCGGGGCGCCGCUCGAGGCCGGGCGCCGCGAUUGCGCGGGACGCGGGCGCGGCAGCUGCACGCGAAGAGGCCGGGGCAGAGGCCCGCCGUGAGGGUGCCGCCGCCGCGCAGCCGCCCGAGGCAGGGCCGCCGCAGGGCGCCGAGGCCGAGGCCGAGCGCCGGGCCGCCAGCCUCGCCUGGGGCGGGCAGGCGCCCGCGGGCCUCCUCGCCCGCGGGCUGCGCGCCGAGGCCCCCCUGGCAGGCGGCGCGGUCGCCGCGCCGCCGCGGGCCGCGGUGCGAGGGGGCCAGGGCGCCCUCUCGGCGAGGAAGGCGGGGCUCGAGGACGAAGCGAAGGAGAAGGCAGUCCGAGAGGGCCAGGGCUCUCACCCCGAGCGGGAAGUGGAGCUCGAGGACGAGGCGAAGGGGAAGGUGGUGAGAGAGGGCCAGGGCGCCCUCCCGGAGCAGAAGGCGGAGCUCGAGGACGAGGCGAAGGGCAAGGUGGCCGAAAGACAAGAGAAACUGGUACAACUUUAAACGGAGAAGGUUAAAGGCGAGGUAUAAAUCGAGCAUGUACCGCUGCCGUGCCUGGCUCAAACCGGGCCCGGCAUGAUAUGUGACUGUUGUCAUACAUGCGGUAGCACAGAGCAUUUCCUGGGAUAUGGGAGCGCCUAAGGCGGACUACAUACCUAAGCUUACCAGCCUGUUUUCGACUGUACAACCAUGGGUUUCUGGAGGUCCGCGCGGAUUGUUUGGAUGGGGUCUGGAUCCCCCCUGGCGUUCUUGUCGCGCCAGGGAGGGCCCAGCGCCGAUCCAAGAAAUAUAUGCUGGCCUUGGGAAGUUUAUGCUGGUGCCGCUGAUUUCUCUUCUAGGUGAGGAUGGGCGCGGGCGAGCUCGGGGUACCUCGCACUAGCGGCAGCGCUGUCAACUGCCGCCUGAUCCUCAUCAUCCCAGGGUUGCUGCUCUUGUUCUGGAGGUGCGCGUCUGUCCGGCAGCGGUCUGUGUAAGAUUUGUUGUAGGGGAACGGGCCCGUCUGCGAGCGCAUGCUGCAUGAUAAAGCGUUGCCGGGCCAACGCGUCGGCCAUUGCAACACGCAGUCCGCGCAAUCUCUUAUAAGUGCGCCUACUGGUACGACCCUUGCCGGAGCAUUCACCAGUGCGCUCUCGGCGAACAUGUUCGGCACGUACUUACGGCAUUGCAGAUCUUGUUAUGAAAUUCGCAGAUUUGUGUUACUUGCGUGCCAGAGUGCAUCCGCAAGCACACUUCACAUGGAGCGCGUCAGUUGAAGCCUCAAUUCCUGCGUUUCCCCAAGGCCGCACCUGUAUUGUCUGACAUGCGAAACACUUCGUUUCAGAAUAAGAGUAACGUGCGCCGCAGUCAAAACAG
Molecule: messenger RNA, 2007 nt
Organism: Prorocentrum cordatum
Lineage: Eukaryota; Dinophyceae; Prorocentrales; Prorocentraceae
Source: the annotation of a GenBank genome assembly